This is a messenger RNA of Ziziphus jujuba (common jujube), 961 nucleotides long. Its product is annotated as protein LPA2. Gene Ontology annotation, cellular component: chloroplast. The transcript has 2 exons. NCBI's taxonomy places the organism in Eukaryota, Viridiplantae, Streptophyta, Magnoliopsida, Rosales, Rhamnaceae. The record is from RefSeq and is a predicted model, not a curated record. Bases 146 to 739 code for a protein of 197 amino acids.
UUUAGCAGUGACCGCAUGGGGGUUUAAAUUGGAAAUAAUUGAAAAACUAGGGGAAGAAAAUGGCAUUAUUGUAAAAAAACGUACAGCCAACGGAAAGAGCACAAGUAAAAGAAUAAAGAAAAAUCAAUAACCAACUAAACUGAAAAUGGCGCUUCAAAUCCACUCUCCGUCUUCCUUAAAACCCUAUAAUCUUCUCCAAUUCCACUACCCCACAAGAACCCAUUUCACUAUCAGAGCCCAGAACACUUCGGAACCAUCCAAACCCGCCGUCAAAGUCAGCGAGACCACAGUUCCUCCUAAGAAAACCAGCUCACCUGGACCUGGUCUGGGGUUUGGCUCGUCUUCUUCUUCUUCUUCAUCUUCAACCAAACAGAAUGUGAAGUCUGUGACUGAUAAGAAUAAAGGAAAGAGGAAAAGAGAGAGGGCUUCGAUAAUUCGGCGGUCACCGGUCGGAAAACCCUCCUUUGCUUCUUCUUCCGAAGAAGAUGAGGCUAAGGCCAAAGAGAGGAGCAAAAAUGAGAGUGCUUUUCUUCUUGCUUGGUUGGGACUCGGUGGCAUCAUUCUCGUCCAAGGCAUUGUUCUUGCCGCAUCGGGCUUUCUUCCGGAAGAGUGGGACAAAUUCUUCGUGAAGUAUUUAUAUCCAUCUUUUACUCCAACAGUUGUCUUGUUUGUUGCGGGAACAGUUACAUACGGAGUGUUAAAAUACCUGCAAAACGAGGAACUUAAUGCCAAGAAAUAAUAUCUUAUCUGUAUAUCCUGAAACUUCUAGGUUGGAGGUGACACUAAGUUACUUAUGAGUGAAGAUUUGUACUUACUAUGUGUUUCAUGAUAGAUAGAUAAAUGAAAAGGAAACUCUGAAGCUUUUGCAAUGGGUACAAAGGCCCCAUUUACUGGAUCUUUUAGCAAUUACACCCACAAUGAUUGCCAAUGAAUUAGCUUCUUGAUAGGGUCUUUCCCUGUA